Morus notabilis is the source of this 4516-nucleotide messenger RNA. Its product is annotated as squamosa promoter-binding-like protein 14. The record is from RefSeq and is a predicted model, not a curated record. NCBI's taxonomy places the organism in Eukaryota, Viridiplantae, Streptophyta, Magnoliopsida, Rosales, Moraceae. The transcript is spliced from 10 exons. Bases 590 to 3718 code for a protein of 1042 amino acids. Gene Ontology annotation, molecular function: DNA binding. Gene Ontology annotation, cellular component: nucleus.
ACGGUUUUUGCCCCAACUCCCUCUAAGACACACACAGAGAGCAGACAAAGAAAGUUUGUUACGAGAAAAAGAAAAAGGAAAAAAAAAAAGAAAAUAGAGAGAGAGAGAGAAAUAAUAAAAGGAAAAAAAAAGAAGAAGAAGUUCUGCGGAAGACUUGAGCAGAUUUUCUCCCUGUGUUUACACGUUGAAUUACGAUCCUUUUUCUCUGCGGUUAGAUCGGAGUUGGAGGAGACAGAUUUUCCGAUCGGAGUAAUAGAUUUCUGAUUUUUGAGGGAGGUUGAGAAGAAGAUUUCUGUGUGGAUGGAGUUUGGAUUUUUUUAGGGAAAGUUAUGGAGCUGAUUUUUCUCCUCUCGGUAGGCGAUUCAGUUAAGAAUCAGGUAUGCAUAUGUAGAAAUUUACGCUCGAUUUUUGAAAUUGAUUGCUCCGGAAACUUCAAUCCAUGAUGGAGAAAAGAAUUGCCGAAUUUGCUUUGACUUUGAGGUAGAAUAGUCGAGAAAAUUUUCAGGAAUUGAAAAGUCUGAUUGACUGGGUGUUCUUGUGUGAAAGAAAGAAUCGAUUUUUUUUUUUGUUUCUGUUUUUGGGGAAGGAGAUGGAAGAGGUGGGCGCCCAAGUCGCCGCUCCGAUAUUCAUCCACCAAACCCUCACCAGUCGGUAUCGCGACGCGCCGCCGGUGAUGACGGCGGCGAAGAAGCGGGAUCUCCCUUAUCAUCCGACCCCCAAUUUUCAGCAAAAUUGGAACCCUAAGCUCUGGGACUGGGACGCCGUCAGAUUCGUCGCCAAACCCCUCGAUUCUGACGAGAAGAAGAGACAGGAACAAGCUCCGGUCGCCGCCGGACACGAAGACGACGAGAGGCUCCGGUUGAAUCUCGGCUGCGGCUUGAUCUCUGCGGCGCGUUCGGAGGAACCGGCCGUCGUCUCCAGGCCGACGAAAAGAGUCCGGUCCGGUUCUCCCGGGAACAGCACGUAUCCGAUGUGCCAGGUGGACAACUGCAAGGAAGAUCUGUCGAACGCCAAGGACUAUCACCGCCGACACAAGGUGUGUGAGCUCCAUAGUAAGUCCACUAAAGCUCUUGUUGCCCAGCAGAUGCAGAGGUUCUGUCAGCAGUGCAGCAGGUUUCAUCCCCUUUCUGAGUUUGACGAAGGCAAGAGAAGUUGUAGAAGAAGACUUGCUGGGCACAACCGACGAAGGAGGAAAACCCAACCAGAGGACGUUGCCUCCCGGCUAAUUCUCCCUGGUGACCGAGAUAAUAGAAGCAACGGGCAUAUAGAUAUCUUUAACUUAUUGGCUGCUGUCGCUCGUGCACAAGGGAAAAACGAGGAGAAAAAUAUUAGUUGCUCUCAGCUACCGGACAAAGAGCAGCUCCUUCAGAUUCUUAGUAAGAUAAACUCUUUACCUUUGCCUGUGGACCUUGCUGCAAAGUUGCAUGAUCUGGCAAGUUUGAAUAGGAAAAUUUCAGAACAAACAUCGUCGGAUCAUCACGAAAAAUUGAAUGGAAGAACAUCUCAGUCUACAAUGGACUUACUUGCUGUCCUUUCAGCUACUCUAGCACCAUCUGCGCCUGAUUCUCUUGCAGUUUUAUCUCAAAGGAGCAGCUACAGCAGCGACAGCGGAAAAACUAAGAUGAACUGCAAUGACCAGGCCAGUGGUCCCAUUUUGCAGAAGCAAUCACCACAAGAAUUUCCUUCAGUUGGAGGAGAUAGAAGUAGCACCAGCUACCAGUCACCUAUGGAGGAUUCGGAUUGCCAGGUUCAAGAAACGAGAGUUAACUUGCCAUUACAACUCUUUAGCUCGUCACCGGAGAACGACAGCCCACCGAAACUGGCAUCUAGUAGGAAGUAUUUCUCUUCUGAUAGCAGUAAUCCCAUUGAAGAGAGAUCUCCUUCCUCUUCUCCUGUGGUGCAAAAGCUGUUUCCAAUGCAGACCAUGGCAGAAACUGUCAAGUCUGAGAAGAUAUCAGCAGGCAGAGAGGUUAAUGUUCACGUUGACUCUAGCAGGAUUCAUGGUUGUAACAUGCCCUUUGACCUAUUCGGAGGGUCAAAUAAAGGAAACGAUGCUGGUUCCACUCUAAGUGUUCCCCAUCACGCUGGGUACACUUCUUCCGGGUCAGAUCAUUCACCUUCUAGCCUGAAUUCAGAUGUGCAGGAUCGCACUGGAAGAAUAAUGUUUAAACUGUUCAAUAAGGAUCCAAGUCAUUUACCUGGGACGUUGAGGACACAGAUUUUCAAUUGGCUUUCGAACAGUCCGUCAGAGAUGGAGAGCUACAUACGGCCUGGUUGUGUCAUUAUAUCAGUUUAUGUCUCGAUGCCAUCUUCUGCAUGGGAACAACUUCAAGAUAACCUGCUUCAGCAUCUCAAUUCUUUGGUACAGAGUUCAGCUUCUGAUUUCUGGAGAAGUGGAAGGUUUUUGGUUCAUACAGGCAGGCAAAUAGCAUCCCAUAAAGAUGGGAAGGUUAGAAUAUCCAAAUCAUGGAGUACAUGGAGUUCCCCAGAGUUGAUCUCUGUUUCCCCUUUGGCAAUUGUGGGUGGGCAGGAAACUACCCUUAUAUUGAAGGGAAGAAAUCUCAGUAAUCUUGGCACCAAGAUCCAUUGCACCUACAUGGGUGGUUACACAACAAAGGAGGUUACAGGAUCAACUUCUCAUGGCACCAUGUAUGAGGAGAUAAACUUGUGUGGUUUUAAAAUUCAUGAUGCAUCUCCUGGUGUUCUCGGUCGCUGUUUCAUCGAGGUGGAAAAUGGUUUGAAGGGCAAUAGCUUUCCAGUGAUAGUAGCUGAUGCUUCUAUUUGUCAAGAAUUGAGAAUCCUUGAGUCCGUGUUCGAUGGGAAGGCAAAAGUUAGUGAGGUGAUUGCAGAAGACCAAAAUGCCGAUGAAGGCCGGCCGAGGUCGAAGGAGGAAGUUCUUCUUUUCUUGAAUGAACUUGGAUGGCUGUUCCAACGUAAAAGGGCCUCUUCCAUUCCCGAUGGUCCUGAUUAUUCCCUUGGCCGUUUCAAGUUUUUGCUCACGUUUUCUGUUGACAAAAACUGUUCUGCUUUGAUCAAAACGCUUCUGGAUAUGCUGAUAGAAAGAAAUUUAGAUGGGAAUGAACUAUCAGGGGAUGCAGUGGAGAUGCUUUCUGAGAUUCAGCUCUUGCACCGGGCGGUAAAAAGGAGGUGCAGGAAGAUGGUUGACUUACUUAUCAAUUACUCGGUGAUUGGCUCUAAUUUUGUCUCUAAGAAGUAUAUUUUUCCACCAAAUCAUGCCGGACCUGGCUGCAUUACACCUCUGCAUUUGGCUGCUUGUAUGUCGGCUUCAGACGAUUUGAUUGAUGCUUUAACAAACGACCCACAGGAGAUUGGAUUUAAUUCUUGGAAUUCCCUUCUGGAUGCUAAUGGGCAGUCUCCAUAUGCUUAUGCUUUGAUGACAAAUAACCAGUCUUAUAACAUGCUGGUGGCUCGGAAACUUGCUGAAAAGAUAAGUGGUCAAAUUACUGUGACAAUUGGAAAUGGGAUGAGUACUGAAUUUAAACAAAGCAGGAAGUCUUGCGCCAAGUGUGCCGUUGCUGCAACAAGACACUACAAGAGGGUCCCCGGUGCUCAAGGUCUGCUGCAGCGUCCAUAUGUUCAUUCGAUGCUUGCGAUUGCUGCUGUCUGUGUUUGCGUUUGCCUGUUUUUGCGAGGCCUUCCAGACAUUGGCUCUGUUGCUCCCUUCAAGUGGGAGAACUUGGAUUACGGCACGAUUUAAUCUUUAAUAUGUUAUGGGUUAUGAAAGAACUUGGGCUGGCUCACAAGAGUGCAGGCCAGGUAUAAGUUCUCUGUCAAUGCUCCAUUGCUCUGGAAGGUUUAGAGGAAAUGGUUUUACGUGGGACCCAGCAUAUAGUUGGGAGUUGCAUUGGCUGUGGCAUCGGCAUCGGCAUCGACCUACCUGAGAGAUUGAGUAUGACGCUAGUCAGGCGGCUCGAGAUUGUUGUUACAGCCUAAUAUUUGGUAUCUUGAUUUUGGCCCUUGAGGUCGUUUUCCUCUGGAAGCAAAUAGGUGAUUAUUUCUUUUGGUCGUUUUUUUUCGCCCUUUGGAGUGUAUACUUAUACUGUAUGUGAAUGAGAGAUCCGGGUCAAAAUUCAUUUUAUCGGAAGCGUCGAAGCUUGAAGUGAAAAAUCGAAAAUUUGGGAACCACAAUAUGAAGGAAGAGGAAGGCCGAGGAGCAUGAAAAAUUCCACUGUUAUUAAAGGUUUUGACUAAUUUAUUUGCAUUUUUACCCUGUUUUUUCUCCCCCCGCCAGCUUUUACACCUUUAUUCUUCCUUACAGUUUAUGGAUAUAGAAAAGCCCCCAAGUUACUUUGUGUAUUGAUUUCGUCACUGUAAGGUUGAUCCGGAGAUCAAUCACAAAAGUGACACUGUUGUACAACUGAAUAGAGAGAUAUUUUUGUUUCAGGUAUAUUAAGAGGACGCGUGUAUUCUUAUAUCUUCCGACCUCUUAGUGUAUUUUCCCCAUUUUGUCUCCAUCCGACUUAUUUGAUUAUUUUAAAAUUCAAUUAACUCGAUA